AUGGCACAUGAAGCUUUGCCCUUUUGGCUCGUCAAUGUGCCAAAGGACCAGUGGCCGAGCGAGUGCCCGGACUUCCUAAAGGAUUGCAGCGACAAGGAUAAGGCCAUCAUUGGGAUGCCCGACGGCGAGUACAAAGUAUUGACAUGGGACCAGGUGCGGGAGAUUGUCCAGAGCAACCGUGUCGACAAGUUCCAUCGCCUGCCGAGCGAGCUGCGCCGCUAUCGGCAGUUUACCUACAGGCUCGAGAAGGACUAUGGCAGCAUCAUGAACUUCAUAGUCAACGAGCGUCUCAAGUGGGACACGAUGGAACCCCGAGGCGAACCAUUCCAGUUUGAUGAGGACAUCAAGAUCCUGUACAACGACUGGCCCUAUGGCAUCGAUCCAGACAUUGUCCAUCUCGUCGUCUGGACCAAGUUUGAGCUCGAAGACGACCCCGAGACGGGCUUGUGUACGGAAGCAUCCAAGAAGCAGAUCGAAGAUUAUGUGCAAAAGACGUUUGCGUCAAAGGUCAAGGAGGUGGUGUGGUUCAAGAACUGGAAAAGCCUGAAGAGCGUGCAUGCAGUGGAGCACUUUCACGUGAUGCUCUACAAGCCGGACGCGGCCUUUCUGAAGCACAUUACAAAUGACGAUGUACCCAUGACAGCCAAGUUUGUUGGCCAGACGCCGUCUGUCUGA
Molecule: messenger RNA, 675 nt
Organism: Bipolaris maydis ATCC 48331
Lineage: Eukaryota; Fungi; Ascomycota; Dothideomycetes; Pleosporales; Pleosporaceae
Source: RefSeq, a predicted model, not a curated record